Messenger RNA from Rhipicephalus microplus (southern cattle tick), 2418 nucleotides. Its product is annotated as phosphate-regulating neutral endopeptidase PHEX. Lineage: Eukaryota; Metazoa; Arthropoda; Arachnida; Ixodida; Ixodidae. Gene Ontology annotation, biological process: protein processing. Gene Ontology annotation, molecular function: metalloendopeptidase activity. Gene Ontology annotation, cellular component: plasma membrane. The record is from RefSeq and is a predicted model, not a curated record.
AUGGCCGACAACAUUCCCAGCAGCGAGGUCCUCGCCGUGCCGGCUGAGCUGUACGCGGCCGCCAGUCCCUUUCCGCCAGCCGACGCGAGCAACGCGCAGUUCUGCAGCGGUGGGGGCUGGGCGGCGGCCCUGUGGAGCCUCAGCGUCACCACCACACUGCUGCUGAUGGCGUCGGUGUUGGUCACCGCCUUCGUCACCGCAACGCUGUUCAUCUCCAGCGGCGGCGCUUUCUCUUCGAUGCCACAGCAGCCUACUAUCACGGCCAAAGACGCACCGCCGCCAUCGUACCACGGCACGCCGCCCAAAAUGCCCACUGUGCCUAGAGCAAGCUUUCCAGACGUGUUCUAUGACGCACCCUCGCAAAGCCGCCGCAAUCGCGCCUGUACCUCGACGGCGUGCGUGGAGUACGCCCGCCGACUGCUGCGCCAGAUCAACACCAGCCGCGACCCCUGCAACGACUUCUACGCGUACGUGUGCGACGACUGGGUGCGGGCGCGGCCGCUGCCUCUCGGUAGUGAGCGGCUCUCGGUGGACACUGCCCUGGUGGACGGCUACGCUGAGCUACUCGCCUCGGGACUGCGCGACAAUGCGACCAGCCGGUUCCCGCCGCUGCGCUUCCUCAUCGACAACUGCCUGCGGCCGCAGCCGAACCUCUUCCACGCCCUGCGGGCCAUGUUCAUGGAUGCAGCCCGGCUUCGACCAUGGAUGGCGCAAUCGAGCGCGCGCCGCCGUCCGUCGCCCGUCGAGGUGUCGCACAAGUUGGGCGUCGCCUACCGCGAGCUCGGCGUCGACGCCCUCUUCAGGCCCUUCGUGGUCAAAGAAGUCUCCUCAAAUGACACCCGCCGCUUCGUGGGGCUCGGCGAGCCAUCCACGGUGCUCCUGCGUGGCCCGCUCGAGCGCCGAGAGUACGAGCUGGUGCGCGUGAGCUUAGCGCCCCUGCUGGGCUUCUUCCAGAACCAGACGGACGCCGACCUCCUCCAGUUCGAGGACAGACUGGCGCUCAUGCUCGGCCGGCCGCAACUGGACGCCGCGGCGCUUGUCAAUGCCAGCAUGGUCAAGGUGUUUGACCUGCCCUCGCUGAGGAACAUCGAGUGGACUAGCUUCCUGCAGAGCGUGUUCGGCAAAGGGCUUCGUCCCAUCACGGCCCGGACGUACGUAAAGCUGGCUUCGCCUGACUACUUCCUUCGCUUGGCGCGUGGGGACCUGCUGCGCUUCUCGAGCGACCUGCUGGGCUACCUGCUCUUCCGCAUCACCAUGGCGCUGUCGCCUUUCAUCUGGAAGCGCGAGCUCCGCGAUCAGCUCGCCUCGGUGGCCUACGCGCGACACCCAGAGUUUGCGCGUGCUCUCCCGCAGAGCCACUACUGCCUGCGCCUGCUGAACCGCUUCGAGCCCAACCUGCCGCUGCACGUGUCGCGGCGCCUCGCCGAGUCUCUGCUGGGAGGUGAGAACGCCGUUGAAGACCUGGUGUCUACGCUACGCCUCGUCCUGCUCGAGUCCGUCCAGGCGCAACUGGGCCCACUGAACAGCGAGCUGCGCGCGCACCUUCGCGACAAGCUGAACGCCGUCUCGUGGGAGCCCCUGUCGCCCCGCGCUAUGGACAGCGAGUCGACGCGAGCCGAGUACGUGGACGGCGUCUACCUGAGCAACUCGCGCCUCUCCACGGCACAGUUCGUCUACACCUGGAUCCGCAAGUCGCUCGAGAAGAAGCUGAUGGCGCACAUGAGCACGCGUGCGGCUGCCGCAGGCGGCGUGGCGGCCUACCCGGGCUGGACGGGCGGCUUCCUGAGCGCCGAGAGCCAGUUGCCACCACCGUACGAGAGGCUCGAGAUCCCGCUGCCCGUUUUCGACUUCUUCCUCAACGAGGACCCGUCUCUGCGACCCUUGCAGAUGGCUAGGGCGGGCACGAAGGUGUACCGGCCCCUACUGCGUGCCGUCUACCACUGGGCCUACAACUUCGAACGCGGCAGCAACGCAUACGGAGCCGAGACGGCCCUGUCGCGUCGCAUGAACGACUUGAGGCGCUGCCUGAAACGCCAGUACUCUGCCAUGUCCUGGACCGAGCAGAGGCCGCAGCUGGACGCAUCGCGCACUUCGUGGUCUGACCUGUGGGGCAGCCUGGCGUUGCGGCCGGCACUGGACGCGUUCCUGCUGGACAGUGGUCGCGUGGCGCCUGACUAUCGGCUCGCCUUGCUCGAGCACUGGAACGCCAGUCAGCUCUUCUUCGUCUCGUACGCCGCCAACAUGUGCGAGAACGGCAACCAGCGCUUCCUGCGCAAGAUGGCCGCCCAGGGACCACACAGUCCCGCCUGGUUCCGUGUUAACGGCCCGCUGCGCAAUUCGCUGGAGUUCGCGCGUGCUUUCGGCUGCAAGGUCGGUUCGUUCAUGAACCCCGCCGACAAGUGUGCCCUAAUUCACUGA